AUGAGAAUAUCGGAGAUCUCAUCGCAAGAUUUCAGGCAAAGUCUUCAUGAACACCAUCAGGAAGAAACUCAAUCUUCAACAUUUUCACAUUUGGAAACUUUAAUCAAACAAAUCGAGUCUCAUUCUCCACAAUCUACUCUACCGGAGAAUCUAUUCCGCGAUCUUCAAUUCGGUCUUUCUCAACUCACUUCAACCUCUUCUUCCUUGUCCAACUCAGACAAGAUCAAGAUCUGGAAGCUCAGUUACCAUCUCUGGAAUGCAUGCGUCGAUCUCUCCAAUGCCACCGCUGCAAAAUUCACCGAGGAUCAUGCCAAGUUCCGACAAUUCUCCGCCGAUUUGCUCCUCCUCGCUGCAGAUGUUACUGGAGUCCCAUCUUCUACAUUUAAAUGUGCUUCAUUCUACUACAAAACAGGCCUCAUUUGGCACGACCUCCGCAAGUUCGACCUCGCCAACAACUGUUUUGAGAAAGCCACCGAUCUGACAUCCAGGAUCAGUACCGCGAAUGUAACCGACACUGAGGAGAGGAAAAUCCUCCUUGGACUCAAUAUCGCGAGAUCGAGGACAGCAUGGGAGGUUUCAGACCGGAACUUGGCUAUAAAUUUGCUUAAUCGGGGUAAAACGCUGAUAUUCGGAUCCUCGGAGAACUACAAAGCGUUGGCAAAUCAAUACCUAGUGUUUGCGAAAAGCUUACUGUCAACUAAGGAGGCAUCGAACCUUAACGAUGGUCUUAAAUUGAUGAAUGAAGCCCUAGAAUUGUGUGAGAGGGGUCUGAGGAUUGUGAAGAGGCAGGACGAGACAAUUGAUUUGAAGGGCCUGAAAUUCAAGACGCUUAGGUUCAUAGCAGCAUUGCAUUUGCAGAAAGAUGAGUUCGACAGUGUGUUGAAGUGUGUGAGGGUAUUGAGAGAUGAUGGUGGUGAUGAUCAUCCAAGUUUGAGUGUGUUGGCAAUGAAGGCAUGGUUGGGGUUAGGGCGGCAUGGGGAGGCUGAGAAGGAGCUGAGAGGAAUGGCAGCAAUGAAGGAGAUUCCUGAGGUGGUCUGGGUGUCAGUGGUGGAGGCUUACUUCCAGGCAUCUGGGGCAGCAGGAGCUGAGACUGUAAAGGAGAUAUUUUUGGUGCUUCUGGGAAAGUUCCAUGUUACUGCUAGUUCUGCAAUUAGGAUUGUUCGCAGGUUAGCUGGAGAAGGAGGAGGUGGAGAUGAAGGAAGGGUGAGAGUGAAAGUGGUAGCUGAGGUAGUAUCAGAUGAUAGGAUGGUAGCACUUUUUGCUGGAAAAGAAGUUGUGAAGGAGAGAACAACAAUGCGCACCGUCCUCUGGAAUUGUGCAGUAGGCCAUUUUCAAGCCAAGGAUUAUGAAAUGAGUGUGGAGAUGUUUGAGAAGUCUAUGCUUUACCUCCCUUGUAACUUGGAGCAUAAUAUCCUUCGUGCAAAGAGCUUUAGAGUACUUUGUCUCUGCUACCUGGGACUUUCCCAGCUAGAUCGAGCAGAAGAAUACAUCAAUGAAGCUGAAAAGCUUGAACCCAAUAUUGCUGGAUCUUUCCUCAAGUUUAAGAUCAAGUUACAAAAUAAUGAUGUGGAUGGUGCAAUUGCCCAGAUGCAAUCCAUGCCAACCUACCUGGACUUUACUCCGGGGUUUCUGUCUCUUGCAGCCCAUGAAGCUUUAGCCUGCCACACUUUUCCAGUUGCAGUCGCCUCAUUAUCCAAUAUCCUCAACCUCUACUCCUCAGGGAAAUCCAUCCCACAUACUACAGAGGUGACAGUUUUCCGUACCAUUGUUAUAAUCCUUAUGCAAGAUCCUGGCAACAGAUAUGAAGUUCUAAAAUACAUGAAGCGAGCUCAUACCCGGUUAUCUGAGCUUGGCCCAGAACUGUUCUUUGGGAAAGGUGAAGUUGGGAACCGGGAAAUGAAAUGGUUUGGUGUCACCUCAUGGAAUACAGGAUUUAAAGCUGGAAAGGAGAAAAACUUUGAAGUGUGUGCUCAAUUCUUCAGAUUAGCAUCAGAAUUUUAUGGGGUGGUGGUUAUUGACAAAGCCCAAGAAUAUGACAUAAUGGUCUGUAAAUCGUUGAUAUUGAGCGUUACUGCUGUAGUAGCUGAUGCAAUGCAAAAACAAACUAAUUUGCUGGAGGCUGAACUCAGACAAGCGUUUAAACUGCUGGAAAAAGCUGGAAAGAUUCUAACAUCACUACCAGCCGAUUGUAUGUCAGCCAACGAUCAAUCCUCUGUGGUGAAACCUAACUUCGUAUUCAUAUACACAGUACAGAUGUUCAAUAUACGAAUACAACUCAAUGGUGUGGAACCUCAACAACUCCAAUUGGUAAAGAGUUUUGCUGAUUCAAAAUCAUGCAACCCAACCAAUCUCAUUCAGAUAGGCUUUCGAGCAUUGGACGGAGCUCACUCAAACCAUGAAGUAGCCGAGUUCGCUCUAACCACAGGACUUUCCAGUCUACUAGCUUCCACACAGCCUGAUUAUCAAACCAUAGCUCUUGUACUUAGGAAACUAAUCGAGUUGAGCUCCAUUCAUCACAAGGGAAGAGAUAAUGAUGAUUCUGAUGAUGAUGUAGUUUAUGGAAUGUAUAAGCAAGCACAUAGGAUAAUGAUUGGUUUGAAGGAAGGAGAGUAUCCUGUUAAAGAAGGAAAAUGGCUGGCUAUGACGGCUUGGAACCGCGGUGGUAUACCUUUGAGAGUAGGUCAGGUUGAUAUAGCGAAAAGGUGGAUGGAUAUUGGGUUGGAUUUGGCUAAGAAGGUUCAUGGAAUGGACAAUUAUCUGUCUUGUAUGAAUGAUUUUGUGGCUAGAUUGGAAAAGCAUAUUGCUGCUAAAAAAGGAGGAUUGGGAGCUUCUUCUUCUUCAUCUGUGUAGGUUGCUUUUAUGGAGCCAAUACUAGAUUUAUAUAUAAUAUCAUUUGCAGUUUGCAGGGUUAAAUAGAUCAU
Molecule: messenger RNA, 2921 nt
Organism: Impatiens glandulifera
Lineage: Eukaryota; Viridiplantae; Streptophyta; Magnoliopsida; Ericales; Balsaminaceae
Product: TPR repeat-containing protein ZIP4
Exons: 5
Coding region: 1-2850 (949 amino acids)
Biological process (GO): regulation of synaptonemal complex assembly; meiotic cell cycle
Molecular function (GO): protein binding
Source: RefSeq, a predicted model, not a curated record